Messenger RNA from Anopheles funestus (African malaria mosquito), 2131 nucleotides. Its product is annotated as P3 protein-like. The transcript is spliced from 3 exons. Gene Ontology annotation, cellular component: membrane. The record is from RefSeq and is a predicted model, not a curated record. The coding region runs from base 606 to 2000 and encodes 464 amino acids. NCBI's taxonomy places the organism in Eukaryota, Metazoa, Arthropoda, Insecta, Diptera, Culicidae.
UGUGUUCCUGCUAAUUUAUUCUACCGUAAUACCAUCUUUCAGUAUACCGGGGAGACUUUCAGUAAAGACUGGAAUGACGAAAUUAUUCCAUAACAUGACUGUUGGCGUGAGGUGAAGAAACGUAGUGGAGAGCAAAACUGCUGUAAAGUUGUUCAUUAUAGUUUCUCUAAGCUAGCAGCAAUUAGUCGGAGUGCGCGGUUCAACUAUUGUGCAACAGGUUUUUCUUUGGUCGAAGAGGGAUUCGCUUGACAUGAAAGUGGAUUAGACUAAAACCAGAAUACUAGUGAGACGUGCUGAGAUGAUAGAUAACUAGCAUUGCGUUACAACAAACACUAACCGCGAUAAGAUUCCGAUGUCCCUCUGAUAUGAGAUUUUGUGGUUGGAUGGUGCUCCUCUUCGAAGCAAAACGACACUCACAAACAAACGCAAUCAGUGCACGUUAUUUCGUUGAAACCGGCGGUCAGAAUUUGUAGAUAAGGGCAAACAACAAAUCUACUACAGCCAUCGUUGGUUUGGAAGAAAAUUCGACCAAAUCUUUUCGCACCCGUGCUUGGUAACACUGGCCAAAGACAAACGCAUCACGCAACGUAAUUCCAUCGAGUACAAUGGCCUGCCCCUUCUAUAAGCUGCUGAUAUUCAUUGCCCUACUGAUACUUCAAGUGAUAGCCACCUGCAAAGCCACUUUAAUAGCCAACGACGAUGAGCAGAAUAAAGCCGGCCAGGUGUCCAGUGUAGACUGGGAAGUCACUUAUGAUCCGCCUAAUCUCAAUAUGGACAUGGAUACGAUGCGAAACGUAACCGUGCGGAUCGAUCACAUCAAGACGACGGACUUAGAUGAUAUUCGUUCCAUACAGUUAAGAAGUGAGCGGGAACACGUGGCUUGGGUUGAGAAUGGUACAAUCUUUAUACUCGAACCGCUUGCCGCGUCCGUCGCGUACAACGGGUCGUUUAACAUCGUUGCAAACUUCCUUGGACAGACUAAACUUUUCGUCGAAUUGGUGCACAAGAACGGUUCCACGGAGCGACUCAAAUCGUCCACCCUGCCCGUGACCGUAAUACGCCCCGAACGCGUGAUUGAUCAUGUGUUUACCGGAUCGGUCAUACUGCUCAUAUCCAUCCUGUACAUCAACUUUGGCGCAGCGCUAGACGUAGGAGCACUGAAGCAGAUCGCGCGCCGACCGGUGGGUCCCGUGAUAGGAUUUAUCUGCCAGUUUGUGUUCAUGCCAUUGUUAAGCUACGGACUGGGGCAUUUACUUUUCCCCGACAAUUACGAGCUCCAGUUGGGGCUGUUCUUCACCGGAGUUUCACCAGCCGGUGGAGCCUCCAAUAUCUGGACCGUGGCUUUGGGCGGGAAUCUCACGCUUUCAAUCGCCAUGACCACCAUCAGCACGCUGGCAGCAUUCGGUAUGAUGCCGCUGUGGAUUUUCACCCUCGGUCGUACUAUCUUCCAGCGGGCAAAUCUUGUCGUACCGUAUAGCCGUAUCGCCUACACAGCCAUAGGGCUGGUUGUACCAAUCAGUGCCGGAUUGCUCAUACAACGUUACUGUCCCCGGUUUAGCAGGCUGCUGGUACGCAUCCUUAAGCCCAUGUCCGUGAUAUUAAUCUUAUUCAUCGUCAUCUUCGCAAUCGUCACCAACCUGUACCUGUUUGAGCUAUUUUCCUGGCAAAUCAUCAUCGCUGGUUUGGGGCUACCGUUAAUUGGUUACUGUUUCGGAUUUCUGGCAAGCCACUUAAUGCGUCUACCUCUUGCCGAUUCAUUGGCCAUCUCCGUCGAAACGGGCAUUCAGAAUACCGGUAUUGCAAUCUUCCUGUUGCGCUUUGCCCUGGAACAACCGGCAGCCGAUUUAACGACGGUUAUGCCCGUUUCGAAUGCAAUUAUGACACCUUUACCUUUACUGUUGCUUCUGAUCGGUCUACGAAUUCACGAAAGAACGAAGCGACGAGCUGAAAACAGUUUAAUACCGAAAACUGAGACGGAUCCAGUGGUCGCAGCCUCCUAGCAACAAUAUGAAUCUACAAUCUUCCCUGGUGGUGGUGGUGCUGCUGCUGAUGGUAGCGAAUUAAACAUUCACAUUGAAAAGUGAUUUUUGUACAUCGAAAUACAGAAAAAAACCAUUUAUUCUAAACACUA